GUGAAUUUAUGAAUGACGUAGAGAGUGAACGAAAAAAAGGUGUGGCCUGAUUAAAGAUCCAGAGAGAGUGAGAGACCAGUAAUCCUUCUCCUCAUGUGCUAGUCUGAAAUGAGCUGUCAUCUCUUUUCUGGCUUAGCUGUGCUCAGAUUUCCUCUCUGCUCAGUGCAGACGUGAAACGCAGCAUUGCCGGAUAUCAACAUGUGGGAUGGUACCUUGAGAACAGCUGGUUGAUGGGCCCGGGCUGAAGAAGUGUGGGAGGUAUUUGAUAGAGUGUUAGGAUGGCCACUGAAGCUUCUACCCUCCCAAGUCCUGUGGUGCGUCAGAUCGACAAACAGUUCUUGAUUUGCAGUAUCUGUCUGGAUCGCUACAACAAUCCCAAGGUCCUUCCCUGCCUUCACACCUUCUGUGAAAGGUGUCUGCAGAACUACAUUCCCGCCCACAGUUUGACUCUGUCUUGCCCCGUGUGCCGUCAGACCUCCAUUCUGCCGGAGAAGGGUGUGGCGGCACUUCAGAGUAACUUCUUCAUCACCAACCUGAUGGAGGUGCUAAAGAGAAGCCCAGACACUAACCUCAGUGAGGACUGCACUGAUGCUAUCAAUGGAGUGGCCACUGGACUACCACUCUCCUGUCCCAAUCAUGGAGGAAAUGUAAUGGAGUUCUACUGUCCACCAUGCGAGACAGCCAUGUGUGAGGAGUGUACUAGCGGCGAACACGCAGAACACGCCACCGUCCCACUCAAGGAUGUUCUAGAACAGCACAAAGCCUCGCUACAGGAGCAGCUGGAUGCUGUCAAAAACAGGCUGCCAGAAAUUGACUCUGCGCUAGAGGUUCUGUCUGAGAUUUUGCAGCAGCUGAGCAAUCAGAAGAAUUCAAUAGAAGAAGUGAUUCAUGCUACUUUUGAGGAACUUCAGAAGACCCUCAAUGUACGGAAGAGUGUUCUGCUGAUGGAGCUGGAGGUCAACUAUGGACUCAAACAGAAGGUGUUGCAAGCUCAACUGGAGUCGUUGCUGCAGGGGCAGGAAGGCAUACGCAGCAGCUGCAGUUUCACCGAACAGGCUCUUAAUCAUGGCUCAGAAGCUGAGGUCCUAUUGGUCAAGAAGCAGAUGAGCGAGCGUCUUGAUGAGCUGGCCAAUCAGGAGCUCCCACUUCGACCAGAGGAGAACAACCAGUUGGACUUCUUGGUGGAGACCGAAGGUCUUCGUAAAUCCAUCCAUAACCUUGGUGCUAUAGUAACCACAAAUGCUGUAGCCGCAGAAACUGUUGCCACCGGUGAAGGCCUGAGGCACUGCGUCGUGGGGCAGCCAACCUCUGUGACCAUAACAACAAAAGACAGAGACGGCGGAUUGUGCCGGACAGGAAAUGCUCUGCUCAUAGCUGAUCUUUCUGCCUCUGAUGGCACCAUAGUGGGGGAAGGCGAAGUCACGGAUCAUAAAAAUGGCACUUAUGAGUUUGUAUACACAGUCCCGUGUGAAGGCCGCUUCACGCUCUCGCUGAAGCUCUAUGAUCAGCAUAUUAAAGGCAGCCCAUUCAGCAUACGUGCCAAUAAAAUGAUGGACAUCUCCCUGACUGCAGACGGAGGCAAGAAACGUCUUAAAUCUCCAGGAAGCAGCCAUGUGAAACAGCGUGCCAUCAAGCGCCCUGCCAGCAUGUACAGCACCGGCAAACGGAAAGAAAACCCAAUUGAAGAUGACCUCAUGUUCCGAAUCGGAACUAAAGGCAGAAAUAAGGGUGAGUUCACCAAUCUGCAGGGAGUUGCUGCUUCUUCUGUUGGCAAGGUCCUGAUAGCAGACAGUAACAAUCAGUGUGUUCAGAUAUUUUCAAAUGAUGGACAGUUUAAGAGUCGGUUUGGAGUGAGGGGCCGAUCGCCAGGACAACUUCAACGACCAACUGGUGUCGCUGUGCACCCCAAUGGUGACAUCAUCAUUGCUGACUAUGAUAAUAAAUGGGUCAGCAUUUUCUCCAGUGAUGGCAAGUUUAAGACUAAAAUUGGCUCAGGGAAGCUCAUGGGUCCUAAGGGUGUAUCGGUUGAUAGAAAUGGCCACAUCAUUGUAGUUGACAAUAAAUCUUGCUGCGUCUUCAUUUUCCAGCCCAAUGGAAAACUUGUCUCCAAGUUUGGCAACCGAGGCAACAGUGACAAGCAAUUUGCAGGUCCCCACUUUGCAGCAGUGAAUCAAAAUAAUGAAAUCAUUGUGACUGAUUUUCAUAAUCAUUCUGUAAAGGUGUUCAGUCCAGAGGGGGAGUUUCUACUGAAGUUUGGGUCGAAUGGCGAAGGAAAUGGGCAGUUUAAUGCACCGACAGGUGUGGCGGUAGAUGCCAAUGGCAAUAUUAUAGUGGCUGACUGGGGCAACAGCCGGAUACAGGUGUUUGACAGCAGUGGAUCCUUCUUGUCCUACAUCAACACCUCCGCAGACCCUCUGUAUGGCCCGCAAGGACUGGCUCUCACCUCUGAUGGCCACGUUGUGGUGGCAGACUCUGGGAACCACUGUUUUAAAGUAUACCGUUAUCUACAAUAGCACUCUCACUUCCACAGCACUUACUCCUUAAAGCUGCCGCCCCUCGUGCCAAAUGAGACCCUCAUAUUGCAUUGAAGUUGUCAUUUUAGCCUCAUUCGUGACACCCUCACCUUGCAGAGAAGAACAAACUUUAGGAAAUGAGAUUCUGUACCAUGAUCAUAGUAGUUUGCACACCUAAAAACAUUGGUUUUACAAUUUAAAGGAAUAGUUCACCCAAAAAUAUAAAUUCUGUCUUUUUUUACUCUUUUUACCUUAUGUUGUUCAAAAUCCAUAUUCAUUUCUUUUUUCCAUGGAACAUAAAAGGGACAUUUUUAAAGAAUAUAUAGGCCAUUCUUGUCUGUAUUAUUAAAAGUGCAUUGCAGCCAUAAACAUGUUGUUCUUUAUAUUCCAAGCCAUACAAAGACCCUGUGAGGAACAGACCGAAUUUUGUUAUUCACUGAAAAUCAUCCAUUCCACUGUAACUCUGAAAUCAAAUAUAUUGUGUUAAUGAUGUCGGCAUUACUUUCGUAAUUAUUUUCAGUUUCAGUAAAGAGGAAGAUAAACAAUAUAUGUUAAAUUAUAACUUUUUUAAAUUGCCAUAAUUUUGUAUGCAAAUCUGUCAUAACACGAGCUCUAUAGACUACUUUUUCUCUUUUUUCUCACUUUUAUUAUAUGAAAGAGACUGUCCAUGAUCCUUAAAAAAAAAAUCAACUUUUGUGCUCCAUGGAAGAAAAUCACGGUGAUUUGGAACAAGUAGUGAGUAAAUGAUGACAGAAAUGUAAUUUUUUAAUGAAACUGUCUCUUUAAGAAUGAAGCUAUAUAGAUUAGGUUAUGCUGUUCUUCACUUUUGACUCAAAAACUGCUACACAUUAGGGGAAUAAUACAUGUUUCUACUGUUGAAAAAAAAAAAAAAACGAAGCGUUCUUGUUUCAACACAGCUGAUUAAAAAGGGAACUCUUCAAAGUAUUGUAAAUGCGAUUCCAAAUGCUAUUAAAUUUUAAACAUCUACACAUCAAACAGACAAAAAUAAUCUCACUAUGGUUGGCCAGUAUCACCAAUAUUUGUUGAGUUGUUUAAAAGAGAUGUCAGGAAUAUUUCUAACUUAUACCACAAUAUAUGUGCUUCUCUGAUUAUGACUGUGAUGUGCACAACAGUGGUUGGUACGAUGUUUGCAUAAUGCAAUUACUGUACGUCUCUGUAAUCACUUUAACCCAUAAUAUGCAAGAAACAAAUCAUUUGAUAUGCUGUUUAGAUAAACAAAAACUUUUUUUUUUUUUAAAUCACUGCACUAAUUAAAAUCUGCCAUUUCAUUUAUAAAAGACGCUAAUUAAUUUCUCUUAAUUUGUUCCAUUCAGAAAAAUGACCAGAAAAAGUCGGUGAUGUAUCACAUGCGCAAUUCACCCGAUGCACUUUGUGAUUUAGCAACACAAAAAACUUAUAUAGUGCUAAUAUUAAAGGGCCCAUGGAUGAUAUGCAUUAUUAGUGAUCAUUAUGUGUUGCGAGAGUGGUCAUUUUGUGUUGUUGAUAAAUCAUGUUCAUACUCAUAAUGCUUAAACUGAAAAAGUGCCCUGUUUUUUUUUUUCCCAAGUGUACUCAUGCCAAACAGAUAAAUGCAGAAAGUAAAUCUUCCUUGUCUCAUGUCUGUUCUCCUGUACAGUCGUAUUGUCAUUCACAUGGAACUAGUGCUGCUUGUUUGCACAAAAUACACAAUAAUUUCACAUACAUUCCAAAAUGUAUUUCUCCCCUUUAUACCCACAAACCUGCUUUUUUUGUAGCAAUAAAGCUUGAAUCUUA
Molecule: messenger RNA, 4286 nt
Organism: Ctenopharyngodon idella (grass carp)
Lineage: Eukaryota; Metazoa; Chordata; Actinopteri; Cypriniformes; Xenocyprididae
Gene: trim2a
Product: tripartite motif containing 2a
Exons: 12
Coding region: 279-2513 (744 amino acids)
Biological process (GO): proteasome-mediated ubiquitin-dependent protein catabolic process; negative regulation of translation; protein polyubiquitination
Molecular function (GO): protein binding; ubiquitin protein ligase activity; zinc ion binding
Source: RefSeq, a predicted model, not a curated record